GGCUUUUCCUCAUCUAGCUAACUGGUCUGGGAGACAAAUAAUGAUCCUCUAGUUAAAGAGAAUGAAAGCUUUGUUUGUUGUCGUGGUUGCAGUACUGUCCUUAUCAUUGGCUAAAUGCAGGGCAUCUGAUGACGUUGUUUUGACUGCCUGGCCUCAGGGACCGCACUUCUACCUCGGGGAACCCAUCGUUCUGUCAUGUGGGGUAAAAAGAAACUCUUCACAGGUGUGGACCUACAAUUGGUUUAGACACAACCUCAGUGAGGCUUCUACCCCCAGCCGUGCUCACAGAGUGAGGCAUCACAUUUACUCCAUUUCAGCGCUGACCUUUGAGGACAGUGGCACGUACUGGUGUAGAGCUGAGAAUCGGGGCACAAAUACCACCCUACUGAGUAACCCAGUGUCUAUAAGUGUCACAGCAGAUUCACCUCCUGCAUCCAUGGACGUCUUGCCUGACAGUAGUCAGCACUUGCAGGGUGGAAAUUUUUCUCUGCACUGUUCAGCAAAUGGUGGUGAAACAGCAGGCUGGACCUUGAGGCAGCUUCGCAGUUUGCAGUUAGAGGACAGAGUCAGUCUGGAGAGACCAGACAAAUUCAGCUUUAACAACAUCACUGGUGGGUUAAGUGGCCUGUACUGGUGUGAAGCAGCCAGAGGGGAUCGGCGCAGCAAUGCCAUCAACAUCAUUGUGAGCGAUGUAAUACUCCAAACUCCAGCUCGACCUGUAAAAGAGGGUCAGACUGUGACUUUACUAUGUAAAACUUCCACCAACUUUAAAGUAUUUAUCAAUAAAGAUGGUGUGACGUUCUUGGAUAAUAUUACCAUCACAGUGGAGAAUGUGACUAAGGCUCAUGAGGGAUUUUACAAGUGUGUCAAUUCAGCUAAUGUGGAAAGCCCAGAAAGCUGGCUCUCAGUUAAAGGUACCUCUAAAGAUCACCUAGAGAAAGAAAAACCCUUUAUAGCAACGUGGGUCUGGCCCGUCUGUGCCAUCAUCAUCAUUUUGCUUCUCAUUCCUGUCAUCUUUCUGCUUGUACGAAGUCUCAGAAAACGAGUAAAGCUCUGUCCAAGAUCCGGAACGUUUAAUACCCUUCAGGAAAUGCCUAGAACCAAACAGGAUGUGACAGAGAUCCAGUGGGACCUAGCCUGGAUGGAGAUGACUAAUCUACUGGACAAGCCACACACUGUCAGCUGAACAUCCACAUUAAACUAUGUACAUACAGUCUAAUCAAAAUCAAACCAAUAUGAAAACUGCAACAAAUACUGUGGCUCUCUCAUCCAUAUUUUAUAAUUAAUAUGUAAAGUAAUUGACAGAGAUGUUAUUAGUAUUAUUAUUAAGCUGAAAUGAAAAGCAAAAUCAGUCUUUGGUGUGAACAUUCUUGUCCUCAAAACUACAUCAUUCAUGGAUAUGUCGUUUAAAUAAAAAAAUUAAAAAGUAAGACUUGUUCGAUUAGCUCCACCCAAACCAACACAUCAUGAUUUGUAAAUGUCUGAUAAUGGCUGUAUUAAUAUGCAUAAAAUAUUGUGUUACUGUCAGGAAAAGAUUUUCCACUUAUUCAACAUUGUCAGAAUAAAAAAUAUUAUUUCUUUAAA
This is a messenger RNA of Silurus meridionalis, 1584 nucleotides long. Its product is annotated as contactin-2-like. Bases 62 to 1186 code for a protein of 374 amino acids. The record is from RefSeq and is a predicted model, not a curated record. Gene Ontology annotation, biological process: cell surface receptor signaling pathway. The transcript is spliced from 8 exons. Lineage: Eukaryota; Metazoa; Chordata; Actinopteri; Siluriformes; Siluridae. Gene Ontology annotation, molecular function: transmembrane signaling receptor activity.